Molecule: messenger RNA, 351 nt
Organism: Ogataea parapolymorpha DL-1
Lineage: Eukaryota; Fungi; Ascomycota; Pichiomycetes; Pichiales; Pichiaceae
Exons: 2
Coding region: 1-351 (116 amino acids)
Biological process (GO): proton motive force-driven ATP synthesis
Source: RefSeq, a predicted model, not a curated record
AUGUUGAACAUUGUCGCCAGGUCUUCAAAGCUUGUUUUCCGCCAGAAUGCCAGAUUCCUCUCGGUUUCGGCCGUUAGAAACAACCUUGUGACCGAUCUCUACGUCAAGGAACUCAAGGCUUUCAAGCCUACUCCUGCCUCUGCCGCCGAUGCUGAGGCCGCUACCAAGCCAUGGAAGCUCCCACAAGCCGCCAAGAUCCCAUCUUUGGAGGGUGAGGGCGCCGACGCGCUGGCCGAGUACGACUCUGCCAAGGUCGAGGUCGUCGAGGCUUCCGGCGAGACCGCUGCCGAGGAGUACAACCCAGACGACUGGUUUGUGUUUGAAGAGGAGGAGGAGCCGGGACAUCACUGA